AACGAGGUUGGGUAUCGUAACCUUGUUCAAGAUGUUUCCUGUUGUGUGAGUAAGUCACGUCGCUGCACCGCCUCACGAACAUCCAUCCGUCACCCGUUGUCCGAUCUUCAAUCCAGGACUGAACUCACUUCUUCCACUUCAUCCGGCCAAAACUAUGGGGGUACCCUAUGAAUCUGCGCAUUCUCCUCAGGCUCCAUCUCCCCUCAUACCCGAUGACCUCUCGGAAGUUUUCGAUUCCCAUGAAGCAAAGUGCAAGCUCUGGAGCUCUCUCGAGUCAUGGUUCAUGACUCGAGGUUACUUCCUUUACCCCCGUGAUCCACACCUAACGAAUAUGCCCUCUACUACUACUGUGCAUGAUCUCUCUAGCGCACCCGUUCAUUUUCCCUAUGCCUAUGUCAUUGACGCCACUCCCAAAGGUCGCGUAUUCACAUCACAGGCCUAUGUGUUCAUAUCCAGAUGCACAUCUUUCCAGCAGUCAAUGAACAACAUCGAGACGUGAUUAUUAAAUUGCUUCGCAAUGACAGUCCUGAAUACAACGUCUACAAACAUAUUACGGCUGAAGACAUCCGUUCAGGUGACUCAAACACAAUUGUUCCUGUACUUGACCUUUUGAACCUGGAUGAUAUGUACUCUUUCGUCGUAAUGCCUCGGUUAGUUGCCCUCAUAUGCUUCAGCCUCAGUCCUAAUCCAUGUGUCAGAUGGGGAUCUGCGGCAGGUCUGCACAGAACUGGCUUUGAUUGUCUGAGAACGGUAUUCGACUUCUCUCUCUCUAUACUUAAGGCAUUGGCGUUCCUGCAUUCCAACCUCGUCGCUUACCGGGACAUCAAGAUUCACAAUAUACUAGUCAAUCUCUACAAUGGUGAUGCGGUGUAUGAUGAUUGUCGCGAAUUCUAUGCAUCACAGAAAGCAAGAUUCGUGUUGUGCGAUUUCGACCUCUCUGUCAUAUUUCCUCCGGACACGCCUCCUGCCGCACGAGUAUGCCCUGCAUCUGAGAGUGAUUGGGGCUCAUACAGAUAUCAUCCUCCAGAUGCAGCUGAUGGACAGACGGUCUAUGAUCCAUUUGCAUACGACGUUGCAUGUUUAGGCGGUCUUUUGUGUGAACUCAUCGGACACUUAACUCCGCUCGUCCCUAUGUUUGCACCCUUUUUGGAUCGCAUGAUCACGCCAAAUAUCGUAUCCCGCUAUACCGCUCUGGAAGCUCUGGAAGCACUCGAACGACUGAAGGCAAGCUUGGAUCCUGAAUAUCUAAACACUCCAGCAUCGCCGCCUCCUCAGCCUCCCAGCUAUGUGUGGCAGGCUUAUGAUAGAUGGGCCGACCUCCCUGAGGAUUUCGUCCGGGAGCACACUACCCCUGAAGGGCCAGUCCGGCCACGGAGAAAGGAGUUAGACGAUGACUGGAAUUCUUAUUUCGUUGAUUGGAAUGCUCCUAGUCUGAAUUAAUAGAGCAUGCUGAUGGUCUCCAGAUGAAUGCCUGCACUAGGCGCGAGGACGGUGGCUUUUCGAUUUCCCGUGAACUUUCUGGCUUCUGAUUAGGGCCCCCUUACAUACAGACUAUGAUAUUGGAAUAUAUGAUUUCUCGGGAUUCUGGUAGUACAGCAACUUUUCUCCUCAUCAACAUCGGACAGGAUCAGACUUUCUACAGUAGCAAGGAAUCACUCACUCGACUUCCGAUACUAAUACAAUGGUGUGUUAGAAGACCCUUGAUCGCAGCAGGAUGAACAAUCCGAUUAUCAAAACGUUGUCAGAAGGCCUCUUGCCGGAUCAACGAUUGGGCUGUUGAUACAAUGACAAUACAGAAGGACCCUGUGGCUCCUUGUGGGAGCACGACGAAUUUGGCAUAAUUGAGCAGCGUACUCAUGCUAGCUGUAUACUUGCAAUCGAUCUUCUCAUCGUUGCCGAUAGAAAUCGUAGAUCGCAAACUACUGUUAAAUCCUCCAAUAUCACUUGUUGGCAAGGAGC
This is a messenger RNA of Somion occarium, 1959 nucleotides long. The record is from the annotation of a GenBank genome assembly. Lineage: Eukaryota; Fungi; Basidiomycota; Agaricomycetes; Polyporales; Cerrenaceae.